This is a messenger RNA of Apis florea (little honeybee), 522 nucleotides long. RefSeq lists its product as uncharacterized. Lineage: Eukaryota; Metazoa; Arthropoda; Insecta; Hymenoptera; Apidae. The record is from RefSeq and is a predicted model, not a curated record.
UUACUUCGCCUCCCGCAACCAAAAUGGAAGAGUAAGGGCGCCAUGAAAGACAACAUUGGAGACAUCGAUCUCGAGCUCUUGGCAGUGUUCGACGAUGUCCCAAUGCUGUCACAAUUAGAGAACAUGAUCUUAGACUCUAGUUAUUUUGACAUCAAUCUCUUUGAUCAUAUCUCUAAUGAGACACUUGGGACAAACAGUCAACACGAUCAAGCCAGCAGCUCGCAAACUACUUACAUACGUCAAUCGGGGACCGAGGACAGGGCAGGGGGAACAGGACAUCACACGCAGCUUCCAGACAACGGGCACAAUUUCCUAGUACCGAAAAUAUUCAAAUGCAUGUAUUGUGAUAAACAGUUUUACAACAAACCAGCAUGGCGCAAACAUCAUGUGAAGCAUGUGAAGCAAUUACUGCGAUGCCAGUGUUGUGGAAGGCGAUGUUUCAAUGUUAGCGAUCUUCGUAGGCAUUACAAGUAUUAUCAUUAUUACGAUCCACGUGAGGUUAUAAUGGAUCAUCGUUGAAAA